AUGGCAAAACUCGGAAAGUUCUUCACAACACACCCAGAGGAUUCAACGCCUUCAGAGCCAACUAAAGUAUCGGUGCCAGCGGCUCUCAUCUCUGCGUCGAGCUCCGUGAGCCCACACUGUGCUUGGGUAAGUAACACGCUUUAUUACCUGCGUUACCUUGAUUCCUCAUCAGGUCGCGAAACAGACGUACUACCGCGACCGUCGUCUCGUCACCCGCACCGAUGUGCGCGCACGCAUGAGCGUCUGGAGCCGUCUCUUUGGCUGGUGCAGCGGUGGAACCGUCCGUCAACCGAACCCCGAGAACGAGACAAUCUUCACGAUCCGCCCAUGA
Messenger RNA from Caenorhabditis sp. 36 PRJEB53466, 331 nucleotides. The record is from the annotation of a GenBank genome assembly. Lineage: Eukaryota; Metazoa; Nematoda; Chromadorea; Rhabditida; Rhabditidae.